AUGGGCGCGCUUCACCUGUGGCCUUCGAGCAUGCCUGCGGAUGAGAGCCAGCCCAGUUCAGAGGCCGCUGAUGGCACCGCGGAGCCCAAGGCUGAGAGUCCCGCAGAGGAGGAGGAGACCGAUGAGUCGCCUAGUGCAAAGAGGCAGAGAACUGAAAAGGCCUUUGACCUCCAGGACUUACAAAAGCAGCUGGCCGAGCUCCGAGCGAACCCGCCGGCGUAUGUAAGCAACAUUGGAGAUCUCAAGACACCGUCCCUCGUUUGCGACGACCAGGGUGAGCUCAAGAAGCCAGAGAGCCCUGAGCACGGACCCUGGGAUCUGCGGCUCUGCAUCGCGGGCGAAGACGGGGACGAGGCGUACGGCAUCCCGUGGAGGGUCAACAUCCGCUUCGAUCCCGACCUCUGGCCUGCCAAGCUGCCUUUGGUCCGCUUCCUGGGAGUGUUCCACCAUGCCCUCACGGACGAGAAUGGCGCUAUGCUGAUGCCUUUCUACCGCGCCCUGCCCAGGGACGAAAACCAAGCCUGCACCUUGCGGCUCACCGUGGAGGCCUUUUGGAAUUGUCCAGCAGAGCACGCAACAUACGUGUAUGCACGUAUGCACGUAUGUACGUACGCACGUAUGUACGUACGUAGGUAG
This is a messenger RNA of Symbiodinium natans, 636 nucleotides long. NCBI's taxonomy places the organism in Eukaryota, Dinophyceae, Suessiales, Symbiodiniaceae. The record is from the annotation of a GenBank genome assembly.